Phragmites australis (common reed) is the source of this 1615-nucleotide messenger RNA. Its product is annotated as hsp70 nucleotide exchange factor FES1-like. NCBI's taxonomy places the organism in Eukaryota, Viridiplantae, Streptophyta, Magnoliopsida, Poales, Poaceae. The transcript has 8 exons. The record is from RefSeq and is a predicted model, not a curated record. The coding region runs from base 86 to 1321 and encodes 411 amino acids.
GAUUUCGAAAAUUUCAUCGCCAACUCGCUUUCCCUCCCCACUUCGCUGCUGCUCUUCUCGAAGUCUCGAUCUCUCUCGCGUAGCCAUGGCGAAGGCAAGGGCGCACUCGAAGCGACCCGACGACCACCACCUCCUAGGAGUUGUCCUCUCCUCCGUUGUUCUUCUCCCGCUUCUCAUGCCGGCGGCCACCGCCGCGGCGGCGGCGGUGGUCGCGGAGGGGGACGGGGAGAACAAGUCGGCGCUGGGGGCGGCGAGGCAGUGGGCGACCGGGAAGGACGAGGGGGAGCUGGUUGCGGGCGGGGAAGCGGGUGGCAGUGCGUCGGUGGUGGAGGACGAGUUUGAGGGCGGAUUCGGCUCCCUUGACAGCAUGCUGCAGUGGGCGAUCGGAAAUUCUGAUCCGGAGAAACUGAAAGAGAAGGCAGCUGAUGUGGAGAAGUUAUCUGCGGAUGAGCUACUCAAGCGGCGUCAGGAGAUCAAGGACUUGGUGGAGAAGUUAAAAAUGCCAUCAGAUGCUGACUUAAUGAAAAUUGCAAUUGCUGACUUAAAUAAUUCUUCCAUUUCACUGGAAGAUCGCCAGCGUGCAUUGCAGGAACUUUUAGUUCUUGUUGAGCCCAUUGACAAUGCUAAUGACCUUGACAAACUUGGGGGCCUCCUUCCUGUGAUUCGAGAGCUUAAUAAUGCAAAUGAAGACAUACGGACCACCUCUGCGUGGGUCCUUGGUACAGCAAGUCAGAAUAACGCACCUGUCCAAAACCAGAUCCUCGGUUAUGGAGCUUUGGCAAGAUUAGUGGAGAUGGGAUAUUCCACUUCUACAGAAGAAGCUGCAAAGGCAUUAUACGCUAUAGCUGCUUUGAUCAGAAACAAUGUAAAUGGGCAGGAGACGUUCCACUCCGAAAAUGGAAGUGUCAUGUUGCAGCACAUUUUGGUAAGCAACAAUAUUGAUGUUCGGCUUCAGAAGAAGGCAGUGUUUUUAGUAACAGAUCUGGCAGACUUUCAGCUAAAUUCUGGAAACUCAGGACUUCCUUUCUUAAGUGACCGCCUUUUUCUGAAGUCAAUAGUUGAUAUGUUAUCAAGGUUUGACCUUGAUCUUCAGGAAAAGGUUUUGUUGGCCAUCAAGAGUCUUCUGAAGCUUUCACCAACUGUUGCGUUAGAUUUUGAGUUCUAUAACCUCGAGAGUGUGCUGCACAGAUUGGGGGUACAGUUGGAGGACUUGACACCAGAGGAUCAAAAUGAGUACGCUGGGGAGGUUGAUGCCCUGCGGAGAGAAGUCCAAGCACUCUUCCAACAGAAGCUGAAGAAGGGUACAGCGACCGCGAUAUGAUAUUUGCGUGAACCCCAGAAAAAGAUCCCCCUUGUGGAUUCAGUAGGAUCCCUUAUUUUUGUCAGAGGGUAUAAUUAGAUGGCUGGUUUGGGCUUUUCUUGCAGUGACCAAAAUCAUCAGAUGGAAUAGUGUUGUAACAUUUGAUGGAAUUAUAGGUUAGGCACUUGAUUAUGACUUAAUUUUUUCCAUGGAACACAUUAUGACUUCAUUUUUGCAAACUAAUUAUAUAAUUGUUCCCCUGUUCUGUAACAUAACUAUAUAAACAUUGUAAUGAAGCAAAUUUUCCUUCUGCUA